Orycteropus afer afer is the source of this 579-nucleotide messenger RNA. It is a transcript of the gene MRPL11, whose product is annotated as mitochondrial ribosomal protein L11. The coding region runs from base 1 to 579 and encodes 192 amino acids. Gene Ontology annotation, biological process: translation. Lineage: Eukaryota; Metazoa; Chordata; Mammalia; Tubulidentata; Orycteropodidae. The record is from RefSeq and is a predicted model, not a curated record. Gene Ontology annotation, molecular function: large ribosomal subunit rRNA binding; structural constituent of ribosome. The transcript is spliced from 5 exons. Gene Ontology annotation, cellular component: mitochondrial large ribosomal subunit; ribosome.
AUGUCGAAGCUAAGCCGGGCUACUCGGACCCUCAAGAAGCCAGAGGCCGGCGGCGUGAUCCGGUCCAUUGUGCGGGCGGGUCAGGCCAUGCCCGGGCCCCCUCUGGGCCCCAUCCUGGGUCAGCGAGGCGUUUCCAUCAACCAGUUCUGCAAGGAGUUCAACGAGAAGACGAAGGACAUCAAAGAAGGCAUCCCCCUGCCGACCAAGAUUUUUGUGAAGCCUGAUAGGACAUUUGAAAUCAAGAUUGGACAGCCCACUGUUUCCUACUUCCUGAAGGCAGCCGCUGGGAUUGAGAAGGGGGCCCGGCACACAGGGAAAGAGGUGGCAGGCCUGGUGACCCUGAAGCACGUGUAUGAGAUCGCCCUGGUCAAAGCUAAGGAUGACGCCUUUGCCCUGCAGGACGCGGCCCUGUCCUCUGUGGUCCGCUCCAUCAUCGGUUCUGCUCGUUCCCUGGGCAUCCGAGUGGUAAAAGACCUCAGUUUGGAGGAGCUGGCAGCUUUUCAGAAGGAGCAAGCUGUGUUCCUGGCUGCCCAGAAAGAGGCAGACUUGGCAGCCCAGGCAGAAGCUGCCAAGAAGUGA